This is a messenger RNA of Aspergillus terreus NIH2624, 1182 nucleotides long. RefSeq names its product putative nucleoside hydrolase. Gene Ontology annotation, cellular component: cytosol. Lineage: Eukaryota; Fungi; Ascomycota; Eurotiomycetes; Eurotiales; Aspergillaceae. Gene Ontology annotation, molecular function: purine nucleosidase activity. The coding region runs from base 1 to 1182 and encodes 393 amino acids. The record is from RefSeq and is a predicted model, not a curated record. Gene Ontology annotation, biological process: purine nucleoside catabolic process. The transcript has 6 exons.
AUGCCAUCGAAGAAGAUCAUCAUCGACACAGACCCGGGUAUCGAUGACAUCCUAGGUCUUCUGCUUGCCCUCUCGGCAAAGGCCGAAGAGGUCGAAAUUCUCCUUAUAUCGCUGACAUUCGGUAACAUCGAAGUGCGAAGCUGUCUUCGCAAUGUCAUCUCCAUGUUCCAUAUCAUCGAGCGCGAAAUGCUGUGGCGUCGGCAGCAGGGCCGCCCCGAGGGCUUCGAGACGCUGCGCGCCUGUCCGCCGAUCGUCGCCGUUGGCGCGGAGGAUCCGCUAGAGGAUCAGAAGAUGCUCGGCGACUAUUUUCGUACCUUUGGGCUUAUGCAUCACCCCCAUCUCACUCCCAAAGAGACCUGGGAACAUAUGUUUGACCCAUCGGCGGACCCAUCCAUCAUCCAACCCGUCCCGACGGGCGAUACGUCCAGCCCCAGUGCCCUCGCCCACCGCACUUUCAUCCCCUCCAAGCGUCGUGCGCACGAGGAAAUCCUCCGCGUCCUGCGGGAGAACGACCCCGACACCGUCACCCUCGUGGCCGUCGGUCCCCUGACUAACCUAGCGUUGGCGUCCGCAGCGGAUCCGGAGACCUUCCUCCGCGUCAAAGAGGUCGUCGUCAUGGGCGGAACGGUGAACAAGCCCGGGAAUGUCACGCCAGUCGCCGAGUUCAACGCAUACGCCGACGCCUUUGCGGCUGCGCGAGUCUACGCCCUGACCUCGCCGUCGCCGAAGAGCACCAUGCCGCCCGGCACCAGUCUGCCCGCGUACCCAGACAAGCUCAGCCGGCCGCUCACGCUGCGGCAAUUCCCUCUGAACAUCACAAUGCGUCACGGAAUGACCCGCGGCCAGUUUCGGGAGGCCGUCGCGGCGUCGCUGGAGGGCGGGUCGCCGCUGGCGGAGUGGGUGUCGGCGUUUAUCGCGCACACGUUCCGGACGAUCGAGCGGCUGCACCAGGGUCACGCGGGCGACGACGUAGAUCUCAGCCUGCACGACCCGGUGUGUGUGUGGUACGCGAUGACGGCCGACGACCCCCGGGUGGCAGCCAUCAGCGACGUCCCCGGAGGAUAUUCGAAUCGAGACCACCGGGGCAGUGGACGCGGGGCGGGCAACCGUAUCUGGCGCAUGGACGGCUCGCCGGCCGAGAAGGAUUUCGGCGCGACGCUCCUCCGACGGGUGUUCGGGUGA